This is a messenger RNA of Ricinus communis (castor bean), 1134 nucleotides long. Its product is annotated as pentatricopeptide repeat-containing protein At3g13150. The record is from RefSeq and is a predicted model, not a curated record. Gene Ontology annotation, cellular component: chloroplast. The transcript has a single exon. NCBI's taxonomy places the organism in Eukaryota, Viridiplantae, Streptophyta, Magnoliopsida, Malpighiales, Euphorbiaceae. Gene Ontology annotation, molecular function: protein binding. The coding region runs from base 1 to 1134 and encodes 377 amino acids.
AUGUCUUCACUCUAUCGCCGUCUGCGUACAAUCUUCAAUACUCCCAAAACCACCUCUACCGCCACCAUCCCCCCUUCCACAGUAAAUACUAAAGAGCGCAAGCUUCAAAAACUGGUUCAAAGAUACAAAAGAUCAUCCGAGUCCCCUGAAUUUCGAGCACGCCAUAGAUUCUAUUCAACUAUUGUACGUCGCUUAUCAUUUGCCAAACAGUUUUCCAUGGUUGAAGAUUUCCUUGAACAUCAGAAAAACUUCGCAGAUAUUACCAACGAACAAUUCACAAUCCGCCUUAUCUCUCUUUAUGGGAAAGCUGGAAUGCUUGAUCACGCACACAGACUGUUCGAUGAAAUGCCUGACUUGAAGUGCACACGCACUGUUCGCUCCUUUAAUGCUUUAUUAUCUGCUUGCAUUGACUCUGGAAAGUUUGAUAAGGUACAGGGUUUUCUGAGGGAUUUUCCGGUUAAGCUAGGGAUAACCCCUGAUGUGGUUUCGUUUAAUAUUGUUAUCAAGGGUUAUUGUGAAAUAGGUAAUCUUGAUUCUGGCGUUUUAGUGCUUUGUGAGAUGGAGAAGAGGGGUAUAGAGCCAGAUUUAAUUACGUUUAAUACACUUUUAAAUGGGUUUUAUGGGAAUGGGAGGUUUGUUGAUGGAGAAAAGAUAUGGACUUUAAUGGAAAGCAAGAAUGUCGUUCCUAAUGUUAGGAGUUAUAACUCAAGGUUACGCGGAUUGGAGUUAGAAAAUAGAGUGAUGGAAGCAGUUGAGUUGUUAGGUGAAAUGGAAAAUAAGGGAAUUAGACCGGAUGUUAUGAGUUAUAAUGCAGUGAUUAAAGGGCUCUGCAAUGACGAGAAUGUUGAGGAAGUAAAGAACUGGUAUAGAAAGCUAAAAGAAAAUGGUCGUAUGCCAGAUAGGGUCACGUAUAUGACGCUUAUUCCGUACCUUCGACAGAAGGGUGACCUUGACGGGGCUGUUGAACUGUGUAUUGAGAUUAUGAACAAGGGUCUGCUUGUUAAUGCAACCCUGUUCCAGCAUGUAGUAGAUGAGUUGGUUAAGCUACCAAGGGUUGAAGAAGCAAAGGACCUCGUGGAACGGGGGAAAUCAAAUAAGCAUUCUUAUAAAUUGAGUUUGCCUUUAGAUAAGUAG